UGUGAAUUAUUAAAAACACAUGCUAAAUCAGCUGGACGCAAAUAAUAAAACAACAAAAAACUAAAUAAUUGAAAUAAUUUAUAAUAAAAUUUUAUCAAAACAUGUCGAAAUUACAAUGCGAGCAAACUUUGCAAGGACACAAAGGCCGCAUCUGGUGUGUAUCGUGGCAUCCCAAGGGUAAUGCAUUUGCUUCUUGUGGUGAAGAUAAAACCAUACGAAUUUGGUCAAUGACCGGCAACAAUUGGUCAACGAAAACUAUUCUAUCCGAUGGGCACAAGAGAACAAUUAGAGAAGUAGCUUGGUCCAAAUGUGGCCAAUACCUAGCAUCGGCCAGUUUUGACGGCACCACCGCUAUAUGGUCAAAAACAUCAGGUGAAUUCGAGUGCAAUGCCACUUUGGAAGGUCAUGAAAAUGAAGUAAAGAGUUCUAGUUGGUCGAAUUCUGGUUCAUUGCUGGCUACUUGUUCCCGCGAUAAGUCAGUCUGGAUCUGGGAGGUAACAGGUGAUGAUGAAUUUGAAUGUGCCGCAGUAUUGAAUGCUCACACACAAGAUGUGAAACGCGUUACAUGGCAUCCCACUAAAGAGGUGCUAGCCUCUUGUUCUUAUGACAACACCAUAAAGAUGUAUGCAGAGAAUACAUUAGACAAUGACUGGGAUUGCACGGCUACUUUGGCUGGUCAUACGAGCACUGUAUGGGCUAUAGAUUUUGAUGCCGAAGGUGAAAGAUUGGUAUCGGUAAGUGAUGAUCGCACCAUGAAAAUAUGGCGGGCAUAUGCUCCGGGAAAUCCCGAAGGAGUAGCUACACCAGAUAAUGAAACCGUAUGGAAAUGUGUCUGCACCAUAGCAGGAGAACAUUCUCGCACUAUUUACGAUGUAUCAUGGUGUAAAUUGACUGGCCUUAUAGCAACAGCUUGCGGAGAUGAUUCUAUAAGAAUUUUUAAGGAAGAUUUGGAGACAUCCACGAAGAAUGAACCGGUAUUUACUUUAGUUGCCUCUCAAGACAAAGCCCAUUUACAAGAUGUAAAUAAAGUUUCGUGGAAUCCAGUUCAUCCUAAUCAACUGGUUUCCUGUAGUGAUGAUGGUAAUAUUAAAAUCUGGAAAUACACUGAGUAAAUUUUGUAUACUAAGAUGAGAAACUUGUAAAAUUCUUAACAAAUUUAUAUUUUCAAAAUAAAUAUUUAAAAACAAAAUAAAAAAAA
Messenger RNA from Lucilia sericata (common green bottle fly), 1198 nucleotides. It is a transcript of the gene Ciao1, whose product is annotated as probable cytosolic iron-sulfur protein assembly protein Ciao1. Gene Ontology annotation, biological process: iron-sulfur cluster assembly. Gene Ontology annotation, molecular function: protein binding. Lineage: Eukaryota; Metazoa; Arthropoda; Insecta; Diptera; Calliphoridae. The transcript is spliced from 2 exons. The coding region runs from base 102 to 1112 and encodes 336 amino acids. The record is from RefSeq and is a predicted model, not a curated record. Gene Ontology annotation, cellular component: cytosolic [4Fe-4S] assembly targeting complex.